GUGAAGCCACCAUCACCAUGUCUGACCAGGAAGCAAAACCUUCAGCUAAGGACUUGGGGGAUGAGAAGGAAGGAAAAUACAUUAAACUCCAAGUCAUUGGACAGGAGAGCAGUGAGAUCCACUUCAAAGUGAAAAUGACAACGCAUCUCAAGAGGCUCAAAGAAGCAUACUGUCAAACACAGGGAGUGCCAGUAAAUUCAGUCAGAUUUCUCUUUGCAGGUCAGGGAAUUGCUGGGAAUCACACUCCAAAAGAACUGGGAAUGAAGGAAGAUGUGAUUGAAGUUCAUCAGGAACAAACAGGGGGACAUUCAAUGAUUUAG
Molecule: messenger RNA, 320 nt
Organism: Panthera uncia (snow leopard)
Lineage: Eukaryota; Metazoa; Chordata; Mammalia; Carnivora; Felidae
Product: small ubiquitin-related modifier 1-like
Exons: 1
Coding region: 18-320 (100 amino acids)
Biological process (GO): protein sumoylation
Cellular component (GO): nucleus; PML body
Molecular function (GO): protein tag activity; ubiquitin-like protein ligase binding
Source: RefSeq, a predicted model, not a curated record